Messenger RNA from Drosophila persimilis, 1311 nucleotides. Its product is annotated as angiopoietin-related protein 7. NCBI's taxonomy places the organism in Eukaryota, Metazoa, Arthropoda, Insecta, Diptera, Drosophilidae. Bases 1 to 1311 code for a protein of 436 amino acids. The transcript has 3 exons. The record is from RefSeq and is a predicted model, not a curated record.
AUGCAAAUAUAUUGGAUUCUGGUGCUUCUCUUCCUGCAAGUAGAAGCAGACGUGACUCUAUCAACGGAAAAUAGCUUCGAGAGGAGUGCUCACUGUGAGGUGACCCGCGAUGAGGACGAUGAGCGGUGUGGCGCCAUUUGCUAUCCGGUUGUGAAGCCGCUACUCCGGUACGCGGCCCUAUGCCAGGGGAAGGAUGCAUCGAUUAACGACCUCAAGGAUGAAAUCCGAAAGAAAGAUGUUUACAUCGCCCAAUUGGAAAGCAAGCUUGAGAUUGCCAAGUCAAUGGAAACUCAGGCAAGUAAACAGAUGGAGGAUCUCAAGGUGCAACUUAAGGUAAACGAGAUGCUGAAACAGAUGGAGCAUCUUAAACAACAGACGGAUGCCAAAAUUAAGAGCUCGUAUCAACAGCUGAAAGAUAAGGAAACUGAAUUGCACCUGAAAGCCAUCAAAAUUUUGAAAAUUGAGAAAGAUUUUAAAGAUCGUGAGGCCGAAAUCUUUGACAAGAAAGACCAGAUCUCAAAAAUGGAAAUGCAAACUCAAUCUAGAGAGGUCCAAAUUCAAUCAAAGGAUAAAUCAAUCAGAGAACUGGAGGAUCAAGCGAAUUCCCUCAAACAAAAGCUGAAAGGCAUUUCGGAGGCAAGCAGUUGUCUGCCAUUCACAAAUUCCACUAAAAUCCAUACCAUAAGUUUGCCCGGAAUAGAUCCAUUCGUUGUGCCCUGCAAUUCCAGUGUGUCCGGAUCUGGCUGGACGGUCAUCCAGAGACGAGUCAACGGCCUUGUAGACUUUAAUCGAAACUGGAUCGACUACAAACUUGGGUUCGGAGACCUACGGGAAAACUUCUUCUUGGGACUGGAAAAAAUCCAUCAAAUGACCCUGCUCCAGCCUCACGAGCUGUACAUCCAACUCCAGCAUGUUAAUGGAAGCACCAGCUAUGCUCGAUACGACGAUUUUAAAAUAGGAAGCGAAGAGGAAGACUACAAACUGAAAUCGUUGGGAAAAUAUUCAGGAACAGCCGGCGAUUCACUGAAUUAUCACCUAAACAUGAAGUUUUCCACUUUGGACCGGGAUAAUGACACUAGUGAGAAAAAUAAUUGCGCGAAACAUCAUGAAGGCGGUUGGUGGUUUUCUUAUUGCGCACAAAGUUUUCUUAAUGGAAAAUAUUAUGAAGACGGUAAAAGUGGAACAAGUGGCGAUUACGGCAUUAUUUGGGGUUCUUGGCAGAAAUAUAACUACGAGAUCUCGCUUACUUUUUCUCAAAUUAUGAUAAGGCCAAAAACACUAAAAAAUUUAUAUUUUUUAAUGAAUAAGUGA